AUGCUAUCGACAGGUGGUAAAUCUUUUAGUUCGUCGUCGUCGCGGCGGGCUUUGCAAAAUCCAUCCCAAAAGUCUGAAGCUGGAAGGAGUCCAAACAACAAGACCUUCUGGGCUCCAUUAGUAAUAGAGAUUUGA
Messenger RNA from Heterostelium album PN500, 135 nucleotides. RefSeq lists its product as uncharacterized. The record is from RefSeq and is a predicted model, not a curated record. Lineage: Eukaryota; Evosea; Eumycetozoa; Acytosteliales; Acytosteliaceae. Bases 1 to 135 code for a protein of 44 amino acids. The transcript has a single exon.